AUGAAAAAAAAUGAACCUAAUGGUCUAAAAAGAGACAGUGAGGAGUCAUCUCAAAUGCCUAGCGAUGGAGAGAAAAGUGACGAUGCAAGGUUUGAAGUGGUAUUCGAUGGAAAUGGAGAUGAUAAAGAAGACAUGAGGAAUCUUUCAAAUUUACAUAAAUGGAUCAUAGCAAUAAUUAUCUCUGUAACGUCGUUUUGUGUGACAUGUACAUCAGCAGCAUGGUCGAUGGCCUCAGACAACAUAAUAGAGCAUUUCGGCAUUAGUCAUGAGGUUAGCACAUUGGGAAUUUCGUUGUAUGUGUUUGGAUUAGGGCUAGGAGGAAUAUUUUUGUCACCUAUCAGUGAGUUCCAUGGACGGAAAAUCACAUACAUUAUUUCAUUAUCAUUUUCGUUUGCAUUUCAAUGCCUCACGGCAUUUAGUCCCAACAUAGGAAGUAUGUUAUUUGGAAGGUAUAUGUCUGGAUUCUUUGGAUCGGCUUUCAUGAGUGUAGCAGCUGGGUCUUUGGCGGAUAUCUUUGCCAAAGAUGAAAUGUCUACGCCCCUCUUGCUUUACACCAUCUCCCCUUUUGUUGGCCCAGGUGUACUGCCACUUAUUUCUGGAUUUAUUAACUCGAAUUUGUAUUUCCGAUGGACAUUCUAUGUAAUGUUGAUAUGGACGGGGGUGCUAGUCGGCAUGAUAGUCAUUUUUGUCCCUGAAACCUAUCAGCCAGUUCUAUUAAAGAUGAAGGCCGCGAGACUCAGAAAAACAACCGGCGACAAUAGGUUUUACGCUCCAUUAGAGAGAGACCCAACAUCUUUGUUUGAAAGUACUGUAUUGUCAUGUAAGAAACCCAUCUUGUUGAUAUUCAAGGAUUACAUGACGUUGGCAUUAUGUUUUUACACGGGGUUCGCAUUGGCUAUUGUCUACUUGUUUUUUAUUGCACUACCAUAUAUUUACAAGACAGUAUUUGAAUUCAAGCUUGCAUCACAGGGGUUGGCAUUCCUAGGUCUUAUCGUUGGAAUGGCUCUAGCAUCACUUGCAUCACCUUCCCUUUUUGAUAAGCAAUAUUUAAGAUUAAUAGAAAAAAAUGGGGGAGUUCACAAGCCUGAAUUCAAGUUUCUUCCGUUGAUGGCUGGUGUAUUUUUCAUCCCAGUCGGGUUAUUUAUCAUGGCAUGGACUUCAUACCCCCACCUUCACUGGAUUGGCCCCAUUAUAGGGUCCUCCAUUUUUGGUGCGGGCACAGUAUUAAUUUUUAACGGUGUAUUCGCAUACACUGUUGAUGCCUAUAGAUUAUAUGCUGCUUCUGCAAUGGCCACCAAUACCUUUAUUAGAUGUACAAUGUCGGGUGUAUUUCCGCUAUUUGGAUUACAGAUGUACGAAGGUAUGGGCAUUCAGUGGGCAACAACUUUCUUGGCCCUUGUCGCUUGCGCUAUGAUUCCAGUGCCCUUCAUUCUAUAUAAGUAUGGUCCAUAUUUAAGAAGCAAGAGUUCUUUUACGUGGUCAUGA
Debaryomyces tyrocola is the source of this 1485-nucleotide messenger RNA. NCBI's taxonomy places the organism in Eukaryota, Fungi, Ascomycota, Pichiomycetes, Serinales, Debaryomycetaceae. The record is from the annotation of a GenBank genome assembly.